AUGAACAAUUCGCGUGUGGAUCACCGUCGUUGGACCUGUCUGGACCCAGUGCGCCAACAAAAAAAACUCCAACAGUUGCCCCGGCGUCCGCGACGGGGCCCAUGCUCAUCGCCUCCGUUUACUCUCGACGGUCGCCACCUCCAUGAUCUCUAUAGAAACGUCCGCGGCUACGACCACCAGAACUACGACUGCAACCCCUACUAUCGAUCGAAAUGCUCCCAACGUAACAUCAGCCACAACAGUAGCCAUCACAAUCACCACACCCCCCCGCAAAGCGAACCCGGCCACAGUCUGUUCUCAGGAAAUGAAAUGCAUCACUUCACAGUAGGGCCAUAUCGGUCACUUGCGCGGGGACUGGUUUUUCAGUACCUGGAGCAACAACCAGCAUUCGUCGCAUACGCCCGUUACUUCUCAUACUGCUUACGCGCAUUUAUUCGCUAAAUGAGUCCAGCCUAUCAAUUUCAUCUUCACGAUAGCAGAAUUCGUCGCAAUAUCACACACCUUCCACAUCAACCUAAUCAGCUCUAAACCAGUCAGAGCGCCCAUCACUAGCAACGUCGCCACCAAAGCCGACUCAGCACAUCCCGACCUAGCCUGCCCACAUUGUCACUGCACAUUCACCUCGCACUUUGGGCUGGUCGGUCACUUACGUGUUCCUUAUACGAACACUGGCGAACCGGUGCCUGUGACACCAACACCUGCUAAGCGCCACUGCCUUACAGUGAGUGCUCGGUCUCAUGAAAUGUUGGCUGAAAUUCUGAAAUGCGUUUUUGUCUGGGAAGAAUUACUUGGGCGCGGUUGUAAUACUUAGUAUCUUGCGGCAUAAUCCUAUAAUAUUCAGAUGAUCAGAAGAAGAAGAUCUGGUGCAGUUGCGGACAAAGUAACUACGUCGUAGAAACUGGAAGACUGCUCCGGACGCAAAUCGCCGAACACGUGGCAGCGGUAUGCAGAAAUGACGCCAACACUCAGGUCGCGGCCCAUUCGACGUGAUCCGGCCACAUAUUCAAGUUCGAUGAGGCCGAAAUUCUCGCGAGAGGGGAUAAUCGCGUGAGCCGCGAGUUGCUUGAGUCAUGGUUCACGGGACUUCAGUCUAUCAACAAGUGCAACGACAUUCCCACUCCAUAAUCUGUCCUGAGGCAUAGACUGGCCAAAGCAAUUGAACACUCGAGGAACGCGUAAGCCGGUGAGCCAGAUGGCCGAGCAAUCAUCACGCCAGCAUCCAACACGGGUGAUGAGAUGUCAGCAAUUAACAACUUGCAUGCCGGCCAUCAAGCAAUUAUCGCACCAGCGGGCAACAAUCCUUGAUGAAGGGAGCACGGUUAAUUGCUGCAGGUAUGCGGUACCAUGGCGACCGCAUCCUAUAAAUACUGCGACUUCCUGUACACUAGCCACCCUUUUCUGCAACUGUCUCUGAUGAUGGAUUCAAGAGAAAAUCUGAAACGUCAGGCGAAUAAAGCCAUUGUUCCAACGAUCGUUUCUUCUUCUUCUGAUCAACUAGUUCCUGGAACUCGCAUCUUCGUUUGUAUCGAUAAUAUUCAGUUUUAGCAGGAUGCCUGCUUUUAAUUGCACUCCACUUAAAUUUCCUGUAAAAACCGUGCUCUGUUAUAAAUGACUACAUAUUCAGCAUGCAUUUGUCCCAGUAAUGUUGGAUGAUAUUAUAAGUGCGAACUCAUUUAAUAAAAAAACGCCAACAAAAACAGUAGAAAGGCCAACUCAAGAAAUGACCACCGAAAUUCCAGGCUGUUUUCGUUUCGAAAAAAAAAUGAGGUAGGGUCGUAAAACUGGUCCGCCUGCAACAUAAUUCUAUAAUUAUUCAGUUACCUCCAGAUUCUGGCUUUAGAAUGAAGGUCAUUCCGGCUGCAUGAAAAACAACACUCUGGAAAAAAUGACUACUUAUUAAGCAGGAAGUUUUCUUAUUGGUUCUCGAUGCCUCUAAAUGUCCAAUUAUAUUUUUUGUGGAAAAAGUGCAUCAAAAUAUUCAUUAUUGUGCUCAUUCCGUGGAUAAUUAAGUCUUUUUUCAAAUGUUAUACUCGAAGAAGGAAAUUAAUUCUAUUUCAAAUUGUGCGACUUCCAAAUACCGUUAAAAAGCCGUUCAUAAUACCUCAUAUAUCUGCAUUUACUAAUGUGCAUCGUAAAGUUAACAAUAUGGGUCAAAUCCACUGCAUAAGUUUACUUACCCGAUAUGGUCCCCGUAUUAUAAUGUGUGGAUUUCCGAACGCGGCAGGAUAUCUGCUUUAAGGUUUACCCAUUUUCAAUCUCCUGCAGAGACCGUGCUUGGUAUAAAUGACUACUUAUUUAGCAUGCAUUUUACGCACUGAUUUUCGAUAAUCUGAAAAAUCUAAAUAUAUUUUCUAGAAAACAUUCUUUCUUUUACUUUUUUGAUACAGAAUCACGUCGGCUUUAUUUAUUUUAUUCGACGAUGGAGUAAAUUUAGGUUUUAAAAAAUGACCAGCGGCUGGGGCUAAGAAUGGAAAUAGAGUGUAAUGUUAAUGAUUUAGCGCUUUAUUCUUACUAUUCAGUAGCAUCAACAGAAAAGUUCCAUUAGGUGGCGGUGGUUUUUGUGCUCGGUUGACGAACACGGGUGUCUAAAUGGAGAUUCGUCGGUUGAACUGCGAAUAUAAGCUAAUAUUUAUUAAAAACCAUCUGAAAUUACAGACGUGACGUCACCCUGAUAUAAAACAAAAGCGAUAAAUAUAGUUGAAUGCAAGUCUAGCCGCGUGACCAAACUUCCUUUAUUGAGAUUUUGCGUUCUGUUUAAGCUUAUUACAUAGUGACCGCCAUUGGCAUGGUUAUAGCGGCAGAUUAAGGCGCCUUUUUGAAAGUCAUCAGAAAAUUCCGCUAGAUGUCGAAGUGCGACGGCAGCAUUGGACGCUGAUGUGACGUAGAACGAAAUCGUGCAUCAGAAAUUUGCCAGAAUGAGGCAUCCCAGUUUUCCUCCACAUGGAAAACAAUGGGGUUUGUUUCAACUAUAAUAUAUCGCCUACUAACAGAUAUUCAGUAGCAAACGAUGACAAUUGCAAUGAGGUAAGCAUCUAUACCAUUUUAACGGUCCUCCCCAGUUUGAUUUUAAGCAGGAUUGAAGGCGAGCGGAUGGAGAGGAAAUAUGGGAUUUCCGUGCACUUACUGGACCGUAACUUGUGCAGUAUACUGGUAGAAAUACCAGGUCCGUCGAUCAUCUAAAUAAUAAAUAACGACAGGGGGUUAACUUGUGCUUAUCUCUUAACAACUGCAUAUGACAGAAGACACUGUGUUUGCCCUAAGUGAGACAAAUGGCGUACACACAUUCUUACAAACUGCUUAUUCAUAGAACAGUAUAAUUACUUGCUUGCGAUAUUAUUGUAUAUUAUUUUUUUAAAAAAACAUUCCAUCUUCCGACGAGCGAAUGGGAUAGAGCGAAGGCUCUAUAAAAAUACUGCACGAUACGGUCUGUUUGGUAUUUUGGAAAGGCAAGAUGUUCCAGUCAUUUGUUGGAGAGGCCGGCAAUUAAAAGAUAUGAUUUUUUUUCGCAGAUAAUAUCAAAAUGCAAGUUUAUGCCAUACUUUGUUCUCCUUCACCAUAUCCUCUCGUACAUGCAGUAUUUUCAAAUCAAGUGCAUAUUCAAAGAUUCUUUCUAACAAUAAAUGCUCCAAUUAAGUCAACAUGGUUUAUUUGAUUCUUCACGCCUCUUACAAUGUUUUUGCCGUAGGUUUAGGAAAACCAGUUGAUACGGCUACUUGCCAAAAUGUCCUUAAUGUGAGAAUGACAAUAAUUGUUCAUCAUGCGGUAAACAGGGUGCUACUUGACUAAGUUCUGCUCCACCGAGCAGUUAUGGACAGCCAUCAUGGUCAAGUCAAACGUCCUCCUCCACGUUUCAGUCACACCUAGGUCAUUCAACUUCGCAGCGAGCCUUUUCCUGACACGCUGACAUCCAGCAACUCGACCGACUUCAAGUAGAACGCACAUGGGUCCACGGGGUCGCGGUUGUCCAUGCGCAAUUUGAGAACGCCGCACACUGCGGACACGAAAUUAGCCAUUCGAACACCACCCCUCGGUGAAUGGGACGAUCACCAAUUGUACGCCACUUCAGCAGUUACCACAACUGUCUCACAAAAUCUCGGGCAGAAAUGGACACAGCAAUCAACAGCCAGUGAGCCCUGCCGCCUGAAAUGACAACUCAGGUUUCUGCAAACAAUGAGCCGCUCAUUCUGGUGACUUCUGUCUAUUCCUGUAAUUCGGGGUUUUGCCCGUGUAUUACAGCGGUAUACUUAACCUAAUUUCUUAGCUGCUACAUUCUCUCCGACUGUCGCAAGUCGAUGUGGAACACAGCAGAAUUCCGGCAUACGACGUAUACCAGUCGCCGCACACGGAAACUCACAAUCCCUCCUUGCAGUUAUCGUAGGAAGUAAAAGAGCACCUAGCAACAUUCACUGAAGUUGAUUAAUCAUUUAUGACAGCCUGUAAUUACUUCUUUAUGCGCUAAUCGCAGUCAGAUAUACAUAAAUGGUCUUGGUAACUUAUGAGUCGUAAAGUACUUAUACGCAAGUGUCGCGGUAGCUUGUCUUGUUGUUGUGGCGGUCAGCCAUCACGACCAGUCUGGCGUCAUUGUUCAAGACCUGACUGCCUCAAGGUCAUUCACGCCUUUGCAGUGAGCCGUUCUAGACGCGCUGACCCGAAGUCACACGACCAACAGCUCGGGCAUACCUGCGUCCGCACAGCCGCAGCUGUCUAUGCGGCCACUUAAACGCACCUCUCCCUGCAACCGCAACCUAAGACACUAGGACAACACCCCUCGGCAAAUGCAACGCACACUGACUGGCCACCACUUGAGCUUGGCCCACGAGUCUACAAAAGCGGCUGCCAUCACUUGCUCAGGGAUUCUCAGGCACGACUGGACGCAGUCAACACCAGCUCUGGCUUCGCCAGUUGCCACUACCGCCUGCCAGGACAACUCUUCAUGCAGGUUCCUUCCGUCUUCUCCCUUUAAUUUGGGAUCUGAUGUGAGGGGUUAAUUGUGCACAGAACCCGAAGUUGUCACCGAUGGAAGAGGUGAAUGACACUCUCCGAGCGCAAACAUAUUCGUUUUUUUCCAAACACUGACCUCGCCGGCAUCGUGCGAUAACUCCGUUUAUAUGACGACCGAAUACCCUCUCACGUGAGAUGUGGUUAUGUAUACCCACCUGAUGGCCAAAAUAGUGUUCGGGUUAGGAUUAUAAGUUCAAGUUAGGGUUAGGCUUGGGCGUUCGGGUAAGAUGCUAGACUUACGGAUCAGGUUUCGAAUUCAGAGUUAUGAUUAGGGUAAGGUCUAAGGACUACUAUUCCUCAACCACUCAAAUUAGAACUCCGCAUUCUCAAUAACUUUUCUUUUGCAUAUUACUGCUUUUUCUAGUCGGUCGUGCGUUCCCCGGCCCCACCUGUAAAAACUCUUAAUAUCGCCCAUUCCAUAUUACAUGUGGCAGGAGUUUGAUAACCUCAGGUGGGGCUACAUAACCACAUCGGACACCUUGGCAUGUAAUGAACUGCAUUUUUAACUUCAAUGUUGCAAUCCAUCAGUCGAAACAGACCAUUUUACUCGUUACGAGACUUGUAUGCGUCAUUUCCGAGACAGACAUAUAUUUUGCGGACUGAAGUAUUGCAAUGAUACGCAGAGCCGCGGAUAACAUUCCGAAGUUGAUUAUUUUCACUGAAGUUACCGACGGCACUGGUAAUGAAAUUAAACAGCGAAAAAAUUGAUGCUUUGCAAUGUAAUUUAUUGUCAGUAGAGUUUGAACUAAAAUGCAAAUUAAUGCAAAGGGCGGCGAUAUUAACGACAUUGAAUGCGCUUACGUGAAACAACUGGAACCCUAGUGUUUCACUCAUCCUCCUUUACGUGGCAUAGUGCUUCCGAUACAGGCUUCAGUUUCACAUUCGCUGCCCGCUACAAUUUAACGCACUGCAUAAAGCUUUUAUGGUGACCAUAUGUGUAAGUUGCAAAAUCAUAUACAUAUCACUGCUUAAAUACUUGAUAUUUCUUCGCAUAAACUUCGCUUUGACGUCAAUAUUAAAAAUUUAAUUCUCUCAGUUGUUCGUGGAACAAACCUUUGUGGACUGAUGUCCCUUCGCUUUGGCGUUAUCUGAGUUUGACUACCACCCUCGACAUGGAAAUUUGCCGAAUUGAACACCAGAUCGACGAAAUUCCGAUGAAGAAGCAGUUAUGUAAUUUCAUCAGCAUAAUGCAUCGUGAUUUUUACACAUCAGUGCCCCUUAAUUUGUCUUUUCUAAACGCUCACAUGUUCACAUUGCGAAAAACCGCAAUGCAACCCUGGUCUGAGCUUAAUCUACGGAUUGUCUCAUGUAAAAUUGUGUUUACGAAUGCGUUGUUGGACGGACUAUACACUCCAAUCAUGUCACGCAAUUCCAUAACUACGACGAACGUCAGGUCAUGCACAUGCAUAGAUGUCUGCGCAUGUUGUCUACAUAGUGAAUACUAAUUCUGAGUUACGACAAGUAAAUUGAUGUUUUUGCGCGGUAAAUGUGUGGAAUCGUGUGACGUUGUACAUGCGAGAGGGGCACACAGCCUGAUGUAGGAUUGAGUUAUAUUUGUAUCUCGACUGCGUCUACAGGAGUAUAAUAAAUCACAUUUAAGGUUAACGAACUCUCAGACAACAAAAACAUCAAAACGAAGCACACAGAGAUCACAAAAUACAUUCAGUUUUAGAACCCUGAAAUUACAGAAAUCGGUAUGUGAGCAAAUUCGUCUGCCAGCACGCCCUCAUCCAAACAUUAUUGCCGACAAUAUACUGACAAGUAGAGUGAACCGUAUUCGUCUUACUAUGUGACAUGCAGUUCGAAAGGGCUCUCACGAAGGGUAACAGCUCGUCUGAAAGCUGUUUUUUGCGAGGUCGCUGACUGUCUAAAAACGCUGAGAUUUCUUGAUAAUGCAUACAUUUCGGUCGAGUUGAUUACCACUUUGGACUGGUGUUCAUAGCGAUGUGCUAGUCGAAUUGUUGUAAAAAGGCUGGAAAGAGUUCGUGUGCUUGAUUCGAAUCGAAGUACUGAUCUGUGAUAAUUUGACGCUUGUAAACACUUAACUGGCGCAAACAAAACGCGACGUUGCGCAUAUGCUCCUUAUUGGUUAAAAAUACCCUAAAAUAAACGUUGUGGCAGAUAUGCGCGCGAUCACUUUAUUGGUUUAUCUUUUCGUCUCAGCUUUCGGCCCUCUAUACGAGGCCAUCAUCAGAGACCGUGAGAGUGCCGUAUCAAGUGAGCGGUUCUUAAGUAGGCGAACAAAGAGUGAGAGCGUGAGAUUGGAGGGGUGGGUUGGUGUUUGCGAUAAGGCUGAGUCCUCGCCGUCACACGACAUCGUGAAAAAGUGUGCUCCUGGGCCGCGUUAGCGUAGCACGUGAUGGUAGUGGGUUGGGUGUUCCAACGCGCCUGCCAACGACGGUGGUCAGAAACCCGUGCCCCUCCCCGCACACCAAAUUCCCCUCGUGGUAUGUGCGGUGGACCAACACGGGGGGCGUUAUCGGAUUUGCGCGCCAGCAUUUCGGGCUGCGGUCGCUCAUACCGGGACCCUGCCAUCCCCCAUUUGUUUUGUUUGCUGUGCGGACCAGGAGGCGUGGAAUGGAAGACCAAGUUGCAGGCUCGACCCUGCCGUCCACCUGCGUCCUCGCCCCCUCCUUCGGGUUUCUUCAAUUUGUGUUGACACCGCGUCCAGGUGGGGAAAAAGUGGAAAGAGUGUGGUAGAUACUGCGCAUGUCUACAUUCACUUUAAACUAAAUCACGCGCAAGUCGCCGAUGGCGAUCAUCGAAAACGACGACCGAACAAGCGGUCAGACGGCCAGGCCUCCAGCAGAUCUUGCCCCGUCCUAUUGCUUGAUCAUGAAGGCCUGGUGUCGACGUGCCAACAAUACAAUACUCCGUGAAUACUAUGUAGGGCUGACACGCUAUGUAACAUUGUCGCAAGCAAAUGUCGAGGGUGCUGAUUGAAUAAAUAAAGACAUAGUGAGCAACACUGUUUGGCGAAUCUGCUAAUGAUUCGCUCGACCGAAGACUAUCCAAUCUGAUGAAAAGGACACUUGAACUAAGACAAAUGAGUCCAGAUCAGAAUUUGUGAUAAAAUACUGCGCGGAUCCAAGCAAACGGGCAUGUGUUGCAUUCUCCAUCGUCCGGGCGGUUAAGAGAAUCAUCACUCAGAUAAAUGAGUCAUGAAUCCAUGUUUAGUACGACCGACUUUAAACAGGCAGAAUAUAUCGCCGUGUUUGUAGUAACCAAAGCAACCGACGAGGCUAAGCACACCGCGAGUGAGAAAGUUGACUUCUUACAUACGGCGUAAAGCCGACCAAUAAAAACAAGCUGAAAAUACGGAAAGAUAUAGGUACGCUGCCGUCAGACAUAACAGGCGUAACAGUCAUGCUGGAUCCCCCAAUUACAAAGGACGGACACAAACACUCUUUACCGAGCGGCAGUCCCGAUAACCCAUAAUUUCUGCCCAUGCCAAAUCGAUGAUUGGUUAGUUUAAUGCACUGUUGAACCUACUAAAGAGCAGCAAUGUAAUAUGCCUAGAGGGGUGGGGCCAGAAGCAACCACCAGAUAACCACAAGCCUGAUUUGAGGGAUCACGCACAUCCCAUAUUUAAUUUCUUCGAAGUUUCUCAGAUCGGAAACCAACAUCGGCUCGGCCAGCAUACGCCUGCCCGUCUUCCGUGGUAAAUCAUGGAGUCGGGUUCAUCAUUCUCAUCUAUUCACCCGGCUUAGGCACGUGUCGUUCCACGACGAUACUAGGAGUGGUCAUAAUAUUGACUGUUUGCUGUUACCCUUCAUGUUCGACAAAAGAAUCACUUACAACAUUAGUGGCAGAACAUGCGAGCGGAUAACAAAGAUGCUGACGGGUUCCUAGGUAUCCGGUCGAAUUUCGGAACCGGUCUGACAAGAUUUGAAAGAAUCGCUUUUAACAACCAAAGCCCUACUUUUGUCGCCAAUACGUGGACGACGCGUCCGUUAUAAGUGAGAGCAGCCGAGAAGUCGACUUUCAAGAACUAUUUGACUGCAACUGCGUCAACAUUUAGCUUAGAAGAGAAGAAGGGAAUGUACAAGAGUUGCCUCUCAUUGCCGUUCUGGUCAAAUGCAGGCCAGAUGGAAAACCUGUCACCGAAAUGUAUGCAACGGCGACUGACAGAACUAAGUUUCCUAACUUCCAUAACAAUCCCCCCAUGGCGCUCAGACGCGCUUGCGAUAGGAUAUUCUCUCAAUGAGCAAAAAGGAAAGAAGUUGACUGGAGGGACGAGGGCUUGGACUACGCCGCCUUCGAGACCCACUGGCAACAAACAGAUACUCAAACAGUUUCGUUUUCGGCUUCUUUCGUGCUGCAUGUAGGGGAACAAACUGAAGCGCCUCUAUCCUUAAUCAAAGGCGUCAGAAUCAAGUGAUUGCAUCGUUGCAUGCUUCAGUAUAGAUAUUUAUGUUUCUCCAAAAGCUGCUUUGUACCGCAGAAUUACGCAAAGUAAGGAGUGGAUAGGUUCAGUUACGGAUUUGAAUGUACUCUUUCAAAUCCCGUGCCGUGAAUGUCCUAAACAUUAUACGCUAUGGUCAUGGACAUCUGACUGUAAAUUCACCGCCCGUCGAGCUGCAGAUCCGUAUGAUGUUAAAUAACCCAAACAAACGAUAUUUGACAAUAACGGCAUCACGUAUCAUUUUCACAAACUCCAAUCAACUAUAUUUACAUAAUUACAAAAUCUUAAGGUUUUCCAAAAAGAAAGAGGUUUUUUGUCUAGCUAGGCGUCAUGUCACAAUCUCGCUACUUGCCGAAUAACAGUUCGUCUUUUGCCAACUAAAUUUAUUUGGGUCGGAGACAUUAUUUGUUUGGGAUACUCUGGCUACUGAAACCUCCCCAAAAAGUCGGAUUUGCUUUUAUCAAGUUGUCAGAGGCGACCAAUCUAUUUAAAAUAAGACACACCCAAGUAUUUUGUGUACCUAAAGGGUUAUCUGUAAAACCUCAGUCGCGGAAUAUUGCAUAACCUAGAGCAAUGAUUUAUCAGAUGUCUUCUCAAGCUAAUGCACUAAACCGAUCUUCUGUGGGACAUUUCCCAUCAAGAGAGCUACUGUGCUCACUGAGAAUGCUAGCAAUCCACUUAUGCUUGUCAUUCACAUGCUAUUGAGUUUCACAGUUCUAAUUGCACACCCACUGUUGAUCAUAUAGACAUAGAUAUAUAAGCACAUAGGCCUAGCCGUCUGCCGUGCAUUCCAUGUUCCUAUCGUAGUGAGUUAUACCUAUGCGCUAAGACCACUGGCACAAAUAUGCUUUUUUCGGUCUCAAAUUCCAUUUUAUUGCAUUUCAGCGCCAAUGCUCAUUGCCAGCAUUCUCCUUACUAUCGUCACCUGCGGGAUUUGUAUGUGAACUAUUAGAAUACCAUUAAAUGUCUUUGAGUAAAGUCUAUGUUUAGUCAAAAGUCAGUAGCAUGCUGUUCUUUUAAGCGCAACAUCUUUUGCACACUACAUAGGCACUAAAGAGUACACUGUUACAACAGCAUACAAUGCGUCAUUUACAAUUCUUUAUCUUUCUACGGAGAGACCGCAGGUAAGCCCUGUUAAUGCGCAUAUCUUACGUUGAACCCAUAAUGGACGAAAUAUUAGACGCCUUUUUGCAUUACAGAUCGUCACAAUAGGGAAUAAUUCAGUUCCCGAAGGUUCGAUUGGCAAACCCUGCACGGUCGGUCAAUUAUGCUGGCAGCCUCUAGGGGGUAAGCUCUUUUAUUUCACAUGCUCUCUUUUUUCCCAGAUAGGACAUAAAGGUUCAUUAACGCAAAAACCACUUCCAUGCACUGUCGUGCUUCUCGUUGCUUAAUUUGCCAACAAUUUUUCUUUGACAGACAGGGAGUACGCUAUUCUACGUGGGCACCGGGGAGCCGGUUCAGGAAUUAUAUUUGCCUCUCCAUGUGAUAAUUCGAAAUCACGGUCUGCAGUCAUUGUCAACGAGGUAGGCGGAAGUUCGCGGAUUACAGGUCAGUCUUUUUGACGCAAACGUUGCCGUAUUCAUAUCUGUGCCACCGAUUGUUAGCUCUUAAUUUUGAAAAAAAUAGUUACGCGCGAACGUGGGAUUGCAUUUGCGGAAUGAUGUUGAUUAGUAAAGUAAGCACAUAAACGAAUGAGAGUCAAUUUUGAAAUUAUGUAGUUUUAAUUCGUUUGCGAUGAAAAUAUAUGACUUGUUGUUAAAAAUAAAUGUCAGCGUCAGAUGUACAUUCCUCUGUAUAGAUCCCUUAGUGCCAAGUGAUGUUGGUGUAAUUACAAAAGUUGAAGUGGACACCAAACACGGGCCUCCAGUAUUCAUUUGGUACUCCGAGUACGUUAAGGUAAGCCAAACAUGCUUGAAUAUAAAUGCAAACUAAACGAUGGUGACUCGAAAAAAGUUCAAAUUAAGCCGUUACGCAUGCAACGAAUAUUGUUGUUUUCUUUAGGACACAAGCACGUCUGGAGGAGUUGAGCCUUACAAUGCAUCCAAUCCGACUUACGAUAAGCAUUCUUUGACAAUUCCAAACCGUAAAUAUCGUUUAAAAUUACCUUCGUAUAAGUGAUUUCGAAAAAGCUGACCUUUCAUAUUUUGUGAACACAUGGCUGUGUUAAUUUUGUUGAUCUACUGGAAAAACAUCUUUACGGAAAUCCUACUAAUAGAAUGAGUGAACAUAACGCAGUUUUUAAUGAAAAAUCCUCUCUGGAAGAAAUCGCACGACAUAAUACGUUGAAACUUCAAGAAAUUAAAAAAAAACAUUAUUGACAUGGUUGACCAGAUUAAUUAUCAGCCAGUCAGGUUUUGCCAGAAAACACAUCCCCAUUGUCAUAUUUAGUAUUUUGGUAACGUUACGUAUGUAGAAUACAUGCCUAAAUGCCUGCCACAAUAUAAAAGCUAAUUUAUGACGAAAACGUCUCAUUGCACAUUAUUUGUGUUUUAAAACACGGCAGAAUAUCAAGUUUGCCUUAGCGACCGACCUAUGGUACUCAGAAUUAAACUCGGCCGCCUGCUCAAUACAGUGCUAAACGUGCUUUAUUUCCUUACCCCUCAGUUGAUGCGCAAUAUCAAAACCAACUCGCCGUCCUGCUGACGGGUUACAUGGGCAACACAACUUUCAAAUUCAGGCUACAUUUUUCCGAAGCGAAUCCCAUAUUGAUUAAAAUGGUACCAGGAAAUCGACGCCCCCCGUUCAAAAUAUUACGAGUUUCUUUCAGCGGCAAGUACCCAUUGCGACCCUGGAAAUCCCUUUUAAUACUCCUUCUAUUAAUCAGAAUUACAUUAAAUAGUUAAAAAGACAUCAAAAGCUGUUCGCUGCAUAUUAAAACUGUGCAAUAUACGUUUGUGGAAUUUGAAUGUUUUGAUGUUGUUUUGAGGAAAUUUGGAAAACGUACUGCAUUUGUCAAGUAUACGAUUACGUCGAAGAUACAUGAUCAAAGAAUACGCGGGUUGCCUUCGAAGUAUUUAAAACAAUCUCGUAUUUUAGAUAGAUGUGCAGGGUUGUCAAAAUGAUAAACAGUACCGGCGCAGGCUAUAGAAACUAAUGUAAACGUCUGAUGCUGAUAAAAAACUGGAACUUGCUAAUGCUUACAACUGACAAAAGCCACCUCAUCAUGCAUGUAAACAAUGAAAUGCCGCCAAGAUACAAUCGCAGCAUAGUAGUAGAACCCCGAAUGCACAUCCUAUUCCUAACAACUAAGCAAGCCACCAGCCGGGUUAGUUGCGUUUCGCAGUAUGAAGUGUACCAUUUCGUGAAAUAUCCCAGAUCGGAGAAUACGCGAACUUUCCAUAAAAAACAUAUAAGCAUAUAAACUAAUUCAGUUCGUUAAUGAGUUCAGUCGAACCAUCGCAGGUCAUGAAAACAAAUUAAACAUCCAUUAAAAUUGAUUUAAUCUUAAAUGGAGUGGUCAAUACUUACUAGGAUAUUAGCCCGAGGUGAUAGAAUAUCAUAAUCACACUUUUAUAGAAAAAAACCUGUUUAAGUCUAUGUUUAACUCCCACGGUUUCCCAAUAUUUUUCCUGUUAUAUAUCGUUACUGUUCGGCACAGAUUAAUAUGCGUAGGGUAUAUGGGAGGAAGAAAUGUCGCGUUUCAAAGUCUACAUGUUUUUCUAGGCUUGAUUUAAGUUGAGUUGCUUUGUAAAAUCUGCAACAAUGCACCCUUUGCCUUUCUAGACAAAACACUCUAG
Spirometra erinaceieuropaei is the source of this 13143-nucleotide messenger RNA. The record is from the annotation of a GenBank genome assembly. Lineage: Eukaryota; Metazoa; Platyhelminthes; Cestoda; Diphyllobothriidea; Diphyllobothriidae.